AUGAUUCAUGAAAGACCAAACAGUUCUGAGCUGAGUCAAGUACAUUCUUUGCGGCGGAUAUUGGACAUUCUUUGCGGCGGAUAUUGGAAGGAUGUGGAUACAGGAGGGUGGAUUCAGGCAGGGGAUUUGGUCCGCAAGCUUCUGCACAACAACAAGGUGCUUCAACGGCAGCUUGGAUGGUCUCCCCCUGUGGAACAAACCCUCGGGUCAAUAGCGCCCGUGGCACGAAAGAAGGACAGACCAACUCGUUGGGAUCAGACUCAAGCAUCGCGACACUACACUCCCCAUACCAAAUUUCCCCGGCUGGAUGAUGCCUCGGCGUGGUUUGGAGGCCAAAGCUUGACGACAGUCUGUGGUGACAUUGUGCGCAUUGGAGCAUGGGUUGUUGCAGACGGGACGAAUGGCAAGCCCGUGUUCGGACGAAUUCUCGAGCUACUCCACAGACCGAGUCAGCUGGUCAUACUCGAGCAGUUUGUUAUUUGUCAGAAAGCGCACCCUGAUUUCCUUUGGCCCAUCCUCAGUCGGCCUGCAGGUGCAGAGAUUGUCACUGGCUGUGCAUCAUUUGUCGUGCUCACAGCCAAGGCCGUCAAGUUCGUGGUGUCUGUCCAGCACGACUGUCAAAAAGGAGACUGCAAACCAGCUCUACUCGGAAUGGAGAGGCAAGAAAGAGAAGAAACGCACCGCACGAGGAGUCUUAUCCAGCACUCAGACGACGACUUCUUUGUCCUGAACCUCGCCGCUUUCCACAACUCUGGUGCGCUCUCCCGAAUUCUCCCGAAAUCAUUCACAAAACCCCAGCCCAUGCACGAAGACCGAAAGAAGUUCCACCACAAUGUCGCUGCAGAGGCCCAGAUUUUGCGUGCGAGCAAACGGAAAAAAACGGCGGAGAAGCGAAGGGCAACACUGGCCGCCAAAAAGGAAAGGGCUCAGCAGAUGCUGAAUGACGCAAAUGCAGUGGAGGGAGAAGAGGAGGACAAGGAGUCGGGCAGCAAAAGUGAGGUGGAAGGAGACAAUGCGUUGGAACUUGAGGGAGAAGGGAUUGAGCCCGGGAUACUUGGUGAAAAGAGAGUAGCGAGACCAGGGGAGGGUUCAAGCAGAUCUCGAAAAUGCCAGUGCUUGCAAUGUGAAGCAAAUGCAUGGCUCUUGCCAUGGCAUGCACACGAAUCCACCAUUUCGUACCGAUUCCCAUCGUCGUUUGGGAGUCCAUCCCCUCCCCCCAUCGUACCAUCGUCGCCCGAUCUGGCGCAUCAAAACGAACCCGGGCCCUCCAACCCCUAUCUCGCCCUUCCGCCGCCUGAAGACGAGAUCCCAGACCUUGACGAGCUGCCCUCCGAACAACCACCCUCACCCCCACCUACCACACCUGCUCGUACCAUGUCAGGACACCACCGCAUCACCCUCGCCGCCGACCCUCCCUAUUUCGAUGGGGACAAAUCUAAAUAUCUGGGCUUCGUAGACUCGUGCACCACCUACAUUGGUGCCUACCGAUCAGAGUUCUCGCAGGAUGAGACCAAAAUCCUCUUCGUCCUCUCCUACCUCCGCAACGAGAGCGGCACGAGCUGCGCUGCCUCGAGAUGGGCGAUGAACUGGAAGCAACACAACUUCGAUGGCUUCCAGGGACUGAAGGCAGGGACCACGGCCAAGACCUUCUUGGAAGAGCUGCAGAGGGCCUUUGGGGACUCCAAUGCGGAACAAGUCGCCGCUGCUCGACUCAUGGCCCUGCACCAGAACAAACGGUCCUUCGCGGACUACAUCUCCGACUUUGAGAUGUUGGCCUCGGAUGCGGGAUACAAUGUGGUCGACACCACCGACGACAAGGGCGAAUACAAGAAGGGAGACCAAGACAAUAUCCUCAUCAAGUUCCUGGAGCGCGGACUCAGUAGCGAGAUUGCCAGCCGUCUCUACAACACGGGUGUCCCUCUGCCCAAGGCCUAUGGGGCGUUCAAAGCCUGGUGCAUCAACAUCGAAGCCAAUGCUCUACGUGACCAGCUACGCAAGGCAUCCUACAGACAUCCCACGCCACGACCACCUCCCCCGUUCCGCCCGCAGGUAGCCCCAAUGACACCUGCACCCGCCCCGGCCCGACCCGCUGCCAACGAACCAGUUCCGAUGGAAAUCGAUCGCACCCACGCCCGCGGCCGCAAUAUCAUCUGCUACAACUGUCAGCAGCCUGGGCACAUUGCGCGGAACUGUCCGGAGCCAAGGAAGAAGCGCACAUUCUUCAAUCGGGCCACAAUGCUGGAAGAAAUCGAGAAUGGGGACAAGGACAACGAGUUCCUCAAGGAGAUUGCCGAGAAGCUGCGUGAGAAGGGUUUUUGA
This is a messenger RNA of Mycena citricolor, 2319 nucleotides long. Lineage: Eukaryota; Fungi; Basidiomycota; Agaricomycetes; Agaricales; Mycenaceae. The record is from the annotation of a GenBank genome assembly.